This is a messenger RNA of Brassica oleracea var. oleracea, 468 nucleotides long. RefSeq lists its product as uncharacterized. The record is from RefSeq and is a predicted model, not a curated record. The transcript has 3 exons. The annotation marks the transcript as partial. Lineage: Eukaryota; Viridiplantae; Streptophyta; Magnoliopsida; Brassicales; Brassicaceae.
AUGGUGCGAGAAUUAGCUGAGAAGAAGAAAAGUAAUGUUGAUGCUGAAACAUCUGAGAGUAGUGGUGGAUUCAAAGAAGGAGUCAGAGUACAAAUACUGGAUUGGAUUGAAUCAGAGGAUGUUGUUGUUGGUGAAGGAGAAUUCUGCUCUGCUGAACCGAAGUACAAAAUUGGUCGUAUACCAAUUGGUCCUAAUGCAGUGGCUAUCGUAGUUAAGUAUGCACUAAGCGCAUCAGCUUCACUCUGGAGGCCUACUACGGAUGUGUUAACUCUUGAUGAAGCUGUGGGAUACAAGAUAUCUUGGCCAAUGGAUAAAGUGAUUUUGGAUAAGGAUCCAAACUGUUCUGAAGAUUUACCUAUGCAAAGCAAGGAAGGUGAAUAUCGAAGAUGUAAGAUAUAUGAUUGGACCAAUGAUGAGGACGAGGUCAUUUCUGAAGGUCUCGUGUGCUCUUCAAAAUCCAAAGACAUG